Molecule: messenger RNA, 2127 nt
Organism: Penicillium atrosanguineum
Lineage: Eukaryota; Fungi; Ascomycota; Eurotiomycetes; Eurotiales; Aspergillaceae
Product: 6-phosphofructo-2-kinase PFK26
Exons: 2
Coding region: 1-2127 (708 amino acids)
Biological process (GO): fructose metabolic process; fructose 2,6-bisphosphate metabolic process
Cellular component (GO): cytosol
Molecular function (GO): 6-phosphofructo-2-kinase activity; ATP binding
Source: RefSeq, a predicted model, not a curated record
AUGGCGCAGCAUUCCAGCAUCGCACGGUCGGCGAUGACGUCGAACACGCCAGAUCCUGCAGCUCUGGGCGAUCAGAGGAAUAUGAAUCGGCCCAACGGCUUCAGUUCAAAAGAAACUAGCCCCGGCCCGACUAAGGAUGGAGCUUUAAUGCCUCCUCCGAAGUCCGUGGUCGGACGAGCGCUAGGAAAUGACUUGCAUUCCGAUGUCCACAAAACAUCGCAGGCGCCCAAGGGCGGAGUCGGAACUGCCCUGACUGACACUCCGAUUUCUACCGCACCCCCGUCUCCACAGAUAACUGGUUCAUCCGGAACACCUAGCCGCAUUCGGGCAACCACUCUUGAUAUUCCUGGCCUGACCAAGUCCAAGGUCUCCCCAGAUGGCCGUAUUGCCCAGCGUGAUGUCGGCGCAAAGCUGGUCAUCGUUAUGGUCGGCCUGCCGGCUCGAGGCAAGAGUUACAUUACCAAGAAGCUGGCUCGCUACUUGAACUGGCUUCAGCACGAUACCGAAAUCUUCAAUGUUGGCGAGCGUCGUCGUGUGGCAGCGGGCAGGUCACCCUCUCCAGCCAAGUUCGAUCUUGGUCAGGAUAAAAGCCCGAAGAAUGUUCACAAGGACCUCGUUGACUCGGUGCGCCGCUUGAGCGUCAGCGUUGGGAACACUAUGAACAAGAAAGACUCACCGCCAGAGGAGACUGAUGAUAUUCAUCUUCCACCUCCGGUUGUUCCCGCUAAGAUUCUCAUUAAUGGUCAAGAUCCUGAAAACCAAUUCUCGACAAAUGGAAGCACCGUGGUGCCAUCCAUCGACGCAGAUCCGGGUCAGUCCCAAAACGACCAUGCUAUUAAGGAGGCUUCUCCAGAGCUCAUGGACCAGACUGCCAACUUCUUUGAUCCUCAAAACCAGCGUGCUGUCAAGCUUCGAGAGCAGGUUGCGCUAGACACCCUCGACGAGUUGCUCGAGUACAUCCUGGAGCGCGGUGGCAGUGUUGGUAUUCUCGAUGCUACCAACAGCACCAUGGAACGUCGCAAGGCCAUCGUGGAUCACGUCCGCAAGCGUGCUGGCACCGAGCUGGGCAUUCUCUUCCUGGAAAGUAGCUGUGUGGACAAGGACCUGCUGGAGGCGAACAUGCGCCUGAAGCUUUCCGGUCCUGACUACAAGGGUCAGGACCCCGAGACCGCUCUUGCGGACUUCAAGAAGCGUGUCGCCCUUUACGAAAAUUCGUACGUUCCGUUGGGUGAAUACGAAGAGAAGCAAAACAUGGCCUUUAUCCAAAUGAUCGAUGUUGGUCGCAAGAUGGUUUCCCAUCAGACACAUGGUUUCCUCUCUUCCCAGGUUGUUUAUUAUCUCCUGAACUUCAAUCUUUCGCCUCGCCAGAUUUGGAUCACACGCCACGGCGAAAGCCUGGACGACCAGGCUGGCCGUAUCGGCGGAGACUCGGAUCUAAGUGAGAAUGGCAAGCGUUAUGCUAAGGCUCUCACUCGCUUCACCGAUCAUCAGCGAAAGCAGUGGGAGAUGUACCAACGCCAGAAGGACCUGCUCUGGAAUUUCCCGCCUCGAGCUGGUGACAGUACCCCUCCCAACCCGUCGUACAUUCCUCGUGACCGGCCGCGUAACUUUUGCGUAUGGUCUUCCAUGAUGAAACGAUCCAUUCAAACCGUCGAGCACUUCAACGAGGAUGAUUAUGAUAUCAAGCAGAUGCGCAUGCUUGAUGAGCUCCACUCGGGAAUGAUGGAAGGCAUGACCUAUAAGGAGAUUCAGAAGCAGUACCCCGAGGAAUACGCCCACCGCAAGAAGAACAAGCUUUUCUACCGGUACCCCGGCCCUGGUGGGGAAGGCUAUCUCGACAUCAUCAACCGCCUCCGAGCCGUCAUCGUCGAGGUCGAGCGUACGACCGAUCAUGUUCUCCUGGUCAGCCACCGGUCUACCGCCCGAGUCCUGCUCUCCUACUUCCGUGGCCUCAAGCGCGACGAGGUCGCCCAGCUCGACGUUCCCAUGGGAAUGCUUUACAUGCUUGAGCCCAAACCCUAUGGUGUCGACUUCAAGGCCUACCGCUACAACCCGGAGACUGACUGGUUCGACUAUCUUCCCCAGUACGAGCUGCACCAGGUGGGCGCAGCUGACACCAGCAACUGA